Psammomys obesus (fat sand rat) is the source of this 7520-nucleotide messenger RNA. RefSeq names its product heparan sulfate 6-O-sulfotransferase 3 (gene Hs6st3). Gene Ontology annotation, cellular component: membrane. NCBI's taxonomy places the organism in Eukaryota, Metazoa, Chordata, Mammalia, Rodentia, Muridae. The transcript has 4 exons. Bases 1 to 1401 code for a protein of 466 amino acids. Gene Ontology annotation, molecular function: heparan sulfate 6-sulfotransferase activity. The record is from RefSeq and is a predicted model, not a curated record.
AUGGUAGCUGCCUCACUCUCCGCCGGCUCCGGGCUGCAGGGAUUCCCGCCCCCAGCGGCCUCCCGCCAGCCACGCGGAGCCGUGGACUCCGCCCCCGGAGACUCCUCCGGGCCGAGGAAGGCUUUGGCGCAUGCUCCUGCGUGCGCCUGCCUGCGCCUGGGCGGGCGGACCCAGCGCAGUAGUGCGGUUCGCGCGGGAGGCGGCUCCGCCGUGGCGCCGCGCUCGCUCGCCGCCGCCGCCGAGGGGCAGCUCUGCAAACUUGCGGCGGGCUCCGGGCGCCAGCGGCCGGCGGCGGAGGACGAGGACGAGGAGCCGGACCCCGAGGCGCCCGAGAACGGCUCGCUGCCCCGCUUCGCGCCGCGCUUCAACUUCACCCCGAAGGACCUGACCCGCUUCGUGGACUUCAACAUCAAGGGGCGCGACGUGAUCGUGUUUCUGCACAUCCAGAAGACCGGGGGCACCACGUUCGGCCGCCACCUGGUGCGCAACAUCCGCCUGGAGCAGCCGUGCACCUGCAAGGCCGGCCAGAAGAAGUGCACGUGCCACCGGCCCGGCAAGAAGGACACCUGGCUCUUCUCCCGCUUCUCCACCGGCUGGAGCUGCGGGCUGCACGCCGACUGGACCGAGCUCACCAACUGCGUGCCGGCCAUCAUGGAGAAGAAGGACUGUCCCCGCAACCACAGCCACGCCAGGAAUUUCUACUACAUCACCAUGCUGCGGGACCCGGUGUCACGUUACCUGAGUGAGUGGAAGCAUGUCCAGAGAGGGGCCACAUGGAAAACCUCUCUCCAUAUGUGUGACGGAAGGAGCCCCACCCCGGAUGAGCUGCCUACCUGCUACCCUGGGGACGACUGGUCUGGGGUCAGCCUACGGGAGUUCAUGGACUGCAGCUACAACCUGGCCAACAACCGCCAGGUGCGCAUGCUCGCUGACCUCAGCCUCGUGGGCUGCUACAACUUGACUUUCAUGAACGAGAGCGAGCGAAGCAGCAUCCUGCUGCAGAGUGCCAAGAACAACCUGAAGAACAUGGCCUUCUUCGGGCUCACGGAAUUCCAGCGGAAGACACAGUUUCUCUUUGAGAGGACAUUCAACCUCAAGUUCAUCUCUCCUUUCACACAGUUCAACAUCACGCGGGCUUCCAACGUGGACAUCAACGACGGCGCCCGUCAGCAUAUCGAGGAACUGAAUUUCCUGGACAUGCAGCUUUACGAGUAUGCAAAGGAUCUCUUCCAGCAACGCUACCAUCACACCAAACAGCUGGAGCACCAGAGGGCCCGCCAAAAGAGGCGUGAGGCGCGGAGGCUGCAGCGAGAGCACAGGGCCCAGCGGUGGCCCAAAGAGGACGGGGGCCCCGGGGGGACUGUCACCGAGGACUACAACAGCCAGGUGGCUAGAUGGUGACCCUCUGCCCGCUCCUUUCUGUGAGGGGAUAAGCAGCAUCUCGGCCUUCUGUUGGGUUUCUUUGAAGAAGUCAGGCCACGCUGAGGACCUCCAGCUGGACGUGACAUAAUUUGGACAUUUGCUUCCUCUUCGUCGUCGGCGUUUUUGGUCCAGCUGGAGAUUUUCCGUCUUGUUCUUUUCCUUUUCUGGACGUUUUCUGAUCACUGAUAUAAAUGGGAUAGAAAUGUAUCUAACAGACCACUGUAGAGCAGGUCAGGAGAGGCUUCAACAAGAAAGUUUGUAGGAUCUUAGCCACUCCCGAUGGGUCCUGGGACCCACAGACACACACAGGAAAACUAAAAUCAUGGUUUGGAUACUCUGCUGAACGCUGCAGGUUUCACCCAAGAGAACAUUGGUCUGCUGAGAGAGAAGGGAGAGAGAGGGAGAGGAAGGGAGGGAGGGAGAGAGGGAGAGGGAGAGAGAGGCCCUUUUGCCUGUGGAUGACCCUUCUCACUCAGUUUUGGAUUGGGGGACUGUUCAAAUGAGGUUUAAAUCAUGAAUAACAUGGUUUGUCUCUGCAGUUGCUUUUAAACAAAAUUGCUAUAAUGUUGACCAUAGCUAGAGACCCCUAGCCUACAGACGAUGACACCAGAGCCCUAAGCCAUGUGUCCACUCUAUCUUUUGGGGAACAGAGAGUAGACACAAGGCAGGGUUGGUUACGAUCCUGAGAAAUGAACAUUGGUGGGACAUUUGGGGAAACACACAGAUUUAAUAAUGACCAAGGAGACUGCACUUUACCAGUGUCAAUCUUCACUUACUUAAAGAGUAAGUAAAAAAUUGUAAGAGUGAUAGCAGAGAAACCAGGAGAAGGCCUGCAUUUCUGGCCCAGCUUUCUAUCUUUGUGAGAAGCUGAGCAGACAGCUUCUCAGCCAGGUUGGAAAUUCUUCUGUCACAAAAGAAAAGAAGUUUUCAAAGAACCUGUCUUAGAGAACCAGAGCUGAACCAAGGGGUACAUACAGUCCCCUCCAGGUCAGUAAAAGAAUGUGGCAUCCGUGAGACAAGUCAUCAGGGCCUCAGAAGGCUGUUGCGCCUGGCAUUUGCGGGGCCUCGGAACUGCUAGCUUCCUACAUGACCUUGUCUGUGUACAACUAGAAAACCAAGCCACAGCGUACAAAUCCGGACCAAAAAUAAGCUGCAUUGUCCCGGGUUCCUUGGUUUUGCCCUUUCCAGUCCGCAGCAGCAAUCAGAAAGGAACAGGGAGGAGGGAAUAGAAGGCCUCCAGCUCACUUGGAAGAUCAGAGAGGGUGGGAAGUUUUACAACACAUUGAUAAGAUCAAUCCUUCCAAGCAGCUGAAGGCCAAAGGCUUGAGAGCCCUAAAUCAGAUCGGAAAGCCUGCUUCAUUGAUGUCCUUCAUGUUUGAUGUGUAAGCCAGCUUUAUGCGAGCCACUGCUCAGCCUCCAGAAUCCUCUCUGCGGUUGAGAGGCCACCAUCUCCUGUGUCAUGGAGUGCCUCCUGCAGGGGAGCCUAUCUCUUGCAGAUUCUGAUGGAGAAGUGGCUUUGGUAUUUCUCUCCCUGUGGUUGGCACGCACUGUACUGCAGGAAACGGCCCCAUUGCCUGGCCUCGUGUCAUAUUCUAAAGGAAGCCCCCUGCUGUACCAUAAAUAUAUUCGGCCUAAGGAGGUAGAUUUGCUGUGUUCAUUCCAUAGCUGAGAAAAUGAAGGCCACAGACGGAAUGAGGCUUCCUUGGAGAUGGUAAUGUAAACCUGGCCAUCCACGAAGCACAAGGUCUGAAUCUACAUUGUGCUUCACAGGUGGUGUUUGCCUCCCUCUGGGUGACAUGUCACCCCACAGGUGACGUAAGGUGAAGGGACUGUCCUUGUGGCGGCCUCACACCCUUCUCCCCUCACCACCAUCACGCUAGCUAGCUGACAGGUGGAUCGCUUCUUUGACAGCUGCAAUCUCUGUGCCACACACAGAUGUAAAUUUCAAGUGGGCAGUUAGCUUCCUAGAUGGUAGAGGGGAGACCUCAAAAUACACGUGUGUCUCUGUGUGACGAUUUGGUCCAGGGGAGGGAGAGGGGAGGGAGAGGGAACGGGGACAGCAGGCCUGGAUGAGAGCACAUGCAGUUAAGAUCCAGUGUUCUGCCAGAACCUGAAAAUGGUGCCUCUGUCGUCAGCUGUGUACACACACACACACACACACACACACACACACACACACACACCUCAGUAUUUUUUCUUGAUUUUUUUCAAGAAAAUCAAACCAGCCUAGAAAGCAUCAGAUUGAGUCUUUCAGACUUACUGUACAUUUUGGCAAGGAACCCUUGGAGGCAGCCCCCGCCACCUUCACACUGCUCCUCUGGACCCUUAGGGCUUAUACUAAAAGGCUUUCUGCCAUCUUGAUGAUGAGGGCAUGAUGCUUGGCCCUCCCUCGGGGCGGGCCAUCCCUGUGUUGCCCCUAGGCCUGUGCUAAGUUAAUCAGGAAGACCAACACUGGCUUCCUCACUUGUGUGGUUCCCUUUGGAAGUGCCACAGUGGCCAUAUCCCCAGGGCCCUGUGUCUAGAAAUGGAGGGACGGGAUGUAGCAUGUCCUCGGAGAUUGUACGCACAGCUCCAUGCGGCAGGAAUUGAUGCCAGAGUGACAGGAAGUCGUCAGCCUUAGGGCCACAAACCAUACCAGCCCUAAAUGCACAGAGUCCAAAGCUGACAAGAGGAGAGUUCCCAGGUAACCCAUCUGUGACACCUCCAGCUCUCAGGCAGGACGCGCCUCCCUCCCUGCUUUUGGCAGAAGGCGCACAAGAAAGUAGGUUGGAGUGUGUAUGGGGUAAGUGAUGUGUGUGUGUGUGUGUGUGUGUGUGUGUGUGUGUGUGCGCGCAUGUGUGCGUAUGUGUCUAUAUGUGGUGUGUGUGUGUCUAUGUGAGGGGAGGUGUAUCUGUCUAUGUGUUGUGUGGUGUAUGUGUAUAUGUCUGUAUGGUAUGUGUAUGUGUGUUUAUGUGUGGUGUGUUUGUGGCAUGGUGUGUGUGUUCUUGUGUGUGUCUAUGUGUGGUGUGGGUGUUAUAUGGUGUGUAUGUGGGUGUGUCUAUGUGUGUUAUAUGUUUUGUGUCUAUGUGUGUGGUGUUGUAUGUGUGUCUAUGGUGUGUGUUCACAUAUUUCAGAGUGUUGUGGGAGUGUCUGUUUACAUAUUCUAAUAUUCCAUGUGUGUCUGUCUAGUUACAUAUUGUAGUGUCUGGUGUAUCUGUCUGUCUGACUGUUCACAUUUUUGCAGUGGUGUUUGUGUGUGUGUGUAUGUGUUUUGUGAGAGAGAGGCAGAGAGAGACAUACACAGAGAGACACGGACAGACAGAGAGACAGUGAGACAGAGAGAGAAUGUGCGGUGUGGGACAUGUGUGUCACACACACUCUGUGUCCUUCCAGCUUCCUAGAAGUCUCCUCUUGAUGCUGGAGAAAAUAAUUAAUAACCUCACCAACCAAUGUGACAACGCCUAAGGAAGGCUAGGAAUUACUGAAAAAUACAAAGACGUUUCUUUAUCAGAAAUUUAACCAAGGUUGGAAGUACCAAUCUUCAUUUGAUCAGACCGUAACACCGUAGUCUUAGUCUGAAUGGAGAGGGCACUAAUUCUCUCUAUUGCUUCUUCACCCUAACACAACACCUGCCUCCUGCCAUGGUGGCUGUGGUAGCAGUGGCCAUCUUGUUUUCUUGAGAAACUGGAGUGGAAGCAGAGGGAAUUUCAGGUGUUGCAGGUCAUAUGGCACUGGCUGGAGUCUAGACAUUGGCCACAUCUCGCUGCACAGAGCCUAGAAAAUGUCUUUCUACUUCACUGCCAGGUGUCUUCAUAAGUGGAGGAGCUCUGUUGUUAAAGAAACAAUGGAAAAUUAAUACUGAUUUAAAAACCUAUUAGUCUGAAAGUACAAAAAGAAAAGGGAGAAAAUGCCUAGUCCUUUUUAGUGUCAUUUAUUUUCUCAUCAGUUUUACAAAGGAUGAGAUUAAAUUUUACUCUGUCAGCAUCUAAUGCUUUUCAAAACACGUUUGUGUGGCAUUUCCUUUGGCCUGCCUUAUAUCUUGUGUGCUGACUGGAAUUUCCAUUCUCUUACAUUUGCUCAUAUGGAAUGAGGAGUCAGUUGUUGAAAGUUCCCCAGUUCUCGUUCAUUUGGAGGAACGUUGCUCAGAGCACAUGGUCUCUCGGCUUUGGAGGUUCCCACUCCUGCAGGCUGCUUGGUGUCGUGCUGGGACUGGGCAUUGCACGAAUAUGAAAUCUAAAUCUUUAUUGAUUUCUGUCUUUCUUCACCUGUGGAGCUGUAGUAACCUAGAACAUACGUGGGCCUGUCCAGUAGACCCAGCUCCGCCCCAGUGAAGGGCCUCUUGCUAGGAUGAAACACUAGCGAGAAUGUGGUCCCGGGAGUCUAAGGAAGGCAUGAAUUCAGGGGAGAUGCUCAAAUACCUCAGCCCUAUUCCACCGCAGACUAUCCCAUAUGCAGACCGAGGGCAUAAACUUCAUAUGCCAGUGCAACACCCAGCGUUCGAGAAACUGAGAACCAGCAGCUGCCGGUGAGGACAGCUUAAGGGGUGACCCAUAGGGACUUCGCUCACAAAAUGCCUCCUCUCUCCUUCCCCAGGCAGCUGGGGUGUUAUCAGCAACAUCUUGUUACUGUUCGUAUGGAUUUUAUUUGGUAUUGCUGGGUUCCUUUGCCCAUGGAGCAAUGAUGUGCUUUAAGCUGCAAUAAAUAAGCGACUUUCCCAGACACGUCAUCUGGCUGAGAAGGAGGUCAAGGUGGGAUUAAGCAGAAAUAGAGGACCGUGGGCAGUGGGGCAACCAGAAGAAUGUGAGGCCCAGAGAGGCAGGCCACCAAAGAGAGAUCGAGGAUGGUUAAAAUAUGCUCUAGGCACUAAGUGGGGUUUGGAAAUGUGGUGAAGAUGCAGCUUUUCUCCUUAGGAUCAAGGACAGCCCCGAAACACAAUGGGGAUGUUACCCGUGACGCUGGAUCAGAGCCUUGGGGUCCGAAGGCAGGGGUGGCAUGGGAGGGUAGAUUGAAUAGAGAGCUGUGAUUUUACGUUUUCCUUUUCCAUCAUUAUUGUGCCUCUAUUGGUCACCAAAACUUUACCUGAAUGCCUCAGGCUGGGUGGCUGGGCUGCCAGCUCUGCCUAGUUCAUGACUUCCGGGGAGUGCGGUGGGUCCUCGGUCAAUGCUUUUGGCUUCCCUUUUUAUACCUCUCUGUCUGUACUGGACAUUCGCCAGUGUCAGCACUGUUCUCACCAUAUUCACCAGGACUCAUCUGGAUGAAUUCUCUGAAACUGAAUGAGCCCUCCUGGACAAGUAGGGGCAUUCUGGGUUUGUGGCCUUCGAAUAGAACACCCAUAAACCCAUCUUUCACAACCUUAUGACAGAACUGACCUUCCCUGCAGAGGCGCUGAAUUCCGAGGUCUGGCCUGUUAUGAACACCAGCAAUGCUUGCAAGCCUCUACCCUUCUAGGCGAGGACCGUGGGCGGCCUGGUGGAAUGCUGGAUGCUGAAUCUGCAGACACAGACAUGCAGUCUCUCUGGAGCCUGUCUUCUUUGGAUCCACAGGAAGAACUGCAACUGUCUGUCUCCGGCUUGCUGAGGGGGACUCCAUGAGAUCUACACUCUGCUUCACUGCGGGGAUUCAUGAAAGGCCAGAGAUCAGGGCUGCGAACCCUCAGCUCUUGCUGAGAAAACAGUGUCCUGACAAGCAGUUUUAUGUGACUUAGUCAUGAUUACACAUGUUCCAUCUCUUUGUCAUGCUUUGUUUGAAUCAUAUGACCAUGAUUUUUCUUCCAGUUUUGCUUGCAUUUCUCCUUCUUCUUCUUCUUCUUCUUCUUCUUCUUCUUCUUCUUCUUCUUCUUCCUCUCCUAUGUAUCAAAUCAAUGUUAGAAAAAUUGAAAUCUUUAUCUGGUGCCCCAUUUUAGAUGUAAGAUAGUUAUUCAAUAGAUACAAGUUAUUUCUCCUACAAGAUGUUUCUUCUUUUGUUUCUGUGCAGUAUGUAUGAACUUGGUUAAUAGGAGACUAUAUUGUGACAUUAUCAACCUUUAUUGCUAUUUAAAAAUGAUAGUUUGUAGAACUGAGGAUCCCCAUUGAUGUGAAGCACAAUUUAAUGAAUAAGUUAAACAUAUUAAACUGUUGUGA